CGCUUAACGUUAACGUUGAUCAAUGCAUAUCAGAAGCUCGGUGUCCAGCGCGUCGGCAGGAAGUACCGACGGAUCUGAAGUCAGCUUGAAAAUUAACGGUCCCCGUUCGGCUCCUGUGUGGGAUGUGCCAUGUACUUUAGCUGGAGAUGAGAAUGAAACCCAGUCGCAACCUCCUCCUGGGCCUGUGCUCCAUGCUGGCCCUGGGAUUCCUCUACUACUCGUCAGGGAGAAUCAGCUUACAAGGCUGGGGCCACAAAUCACUGUAUGACAAGCAAGGGUUCCUUCUGAAGCUGGAUGGUAGCCUGCCUUUGGAGCUGAUCUACAAGUACGGCAAUCUCAGUGAGGGUGCCUGCAAGCCUGGUUUUGCAGCUGCCAAGAUGACUGCCAUUUAUCCAAAAUUCACUAAACUUGCGCCCAUGUUCCUCGAUUCAAAUUACAAGCGGUUCUCCAAGAUCGGUGAUCAUUCACCUCCAUUUGGAGUAAAAUCACAAGAGAAGAUCAUAGAUAUUCUUCUUUCAGCUACUAAGAGCUACAGCCUUGGAGAAGAACUUGACAGUAUGAGCUGUAAGACAUGCGUCGUCGUAGGGAACGGAGGAAUCCUCGCCAACAAGUCUCUGGGACACAGGAUUGAUCAGUUUGAUGUUGUGGUCAGGUUAAAUGAGGCCCCAGUGAAAGGCUUUGAGAAAGACGUCGGCUCCAAGACCACCAUGAGGAUCACCUAUCCAGAGGGGGCCAUACAGAAGACAGAACGCUACGAGACUCAGUCUCUAUUUGUCCUCUCUGCCUUUAAAGCUCUGGACCUCAAGUGGCUUCGACACAUGGUCUUCAACCAGAGGCUGCGCAGCACUGAUGGCUUCUGGAAGUCGGUGGCCAGACAUGUUCCAAGGGAGCCAAGCGACAUGCGCAUCUUGAACCCCUACUUCAUCCAGGAGGCCUCCUUCAAGCUAAUAGGCUUACCUUACAACAGUGGACAGAUGGGCAGAGGGAAUAUCCCAACCCUGGGGGCAGUUGCCAUAACGAUGGCCCUUCAUAACUGUGAUGAAGUAGCUGUGGCUGGAUUUGGGUACAACAUGAGCACUCCCCAUGCCCCAUUGCACUACUAUGAGAGGAUUAGGAUGUCAGCCAUCAAAGAGUCCUGGACUCACAACAUAUCUAAGGAGAAGGAGUUCUUGGUGAAGCUGGUGAAGGCUGGAGUCAUCCAGGACUGGACCAAUGGGAUCUGUGGUGCAGGAUGCUGAUGGUCUGCAGCACAGCGAUCACUCCCGCCUGCUCCAGCACCUGAAGAGGGACACCCAAGGCUCUGUAGACCAUGUUCCCAGCAGAGAGCAGCAGCUGUCACACACCAUGGUCACUGCAGGGUCAGGCCAGGCCGGGACACUCUGCCCCAGUGUUGCACUUUGACAUGUUGCAAUUGGCCUCUGCGUUUUAUCACAAUAUUUAGCUUGUCCUAAUUGCAGGUUAGUCUGUAUAUACAUGGAUUUGGUGCUCUGGCUCAGGGGUCUGUCACCAGUGUUGGGGAUCAAACCAGCACCUGAACCAGAUUGCUCUCCUCCUAGCCCUGCUGCAGGCUGGAGAGAGGAGAGGAUGAAGAUGUUGGGUUUAAACAUUGAGCCUCUGCCAAGAAUACCUCUACAAGUGUCCUUCUGCUUACACAUCUGAAUGUAAUCUGCAUCAAACCUAUAGUCACUGAUUUAUAUCUUCCAGCCUCUGUAUUCAACAGGGUGCACACUACAUGACACAAGCCAGCCGUCCUGGACCUUAAAGGCAGUCAGCAGAGCUUGUUUAGUUGAGUGUAUCAGAGUCAAUAUGAAGCUAAGGAGCUUCCCCAGCAGCAACAUGGUCUGUCUCAUGACACAGAUGCAGAAGGGUCAGGUUAUGUUUGUUGGUGUGAGGCAGCAAGGUCCCAUGAUCCCUCAAGACCUCACCCCCCCCCCCCCCCCGGUGUCCACUGGAUGUGCACUCGUGAAUGUUUGUAAAUGACAGUUGAUUUAAAAUGAUUUUUUAAUGAUGCAUUUCAUUUGUUGAC
Seriola dumerili (greater amberjack) is the source of this 2026-nucleotide messenger RNA. Its product is annotated as CMP-N-acetylneuraminate-beta-1,4-galactoside alpha-2,3-sialyltransferase-like. The transcript is spliced from 11 exons. Gene Ontology annotation, molecular function: sialyltransferase activity. The record is from RefSeq and is a predicted model, not a curated record. Bases 147 to 1238 code for a protein of 363 amino acids. NCBI's taxonomy places the organism in Eukaryota, Metazoa, Chordata, Actinopteri, Carangiformes, Carangidae.